AUGAUGAAGACUGAAACUAACAAAUCUACCAAGUGUGAUAAAGAAAAGCCUAUUUGUGGAACUUGUAUCAGGGCUAAUCAUACGCGAUGUGAAUACACAGAUGCUAAUAGAUUACCCCCAACUCCAGAUGAGCAUCCUCCUUCUCCAAACGAAGUGAUAGAUAUUCACAGAGGUUCGAAGCUCAUAUCAAAAGAAGGUCCAUUAUCAUUUAUUUCUAUCAUUAAUAUGGAUCCUUUUAUAAGGAAUAUAUUAUAUUCAGUGAAGAAUAUUAGAAAACAUCAGUUGAAAAUUCAAGAAGAAGUCAAUAAUCCCAGACCUGAUAAUUUAUCACCAACACCUUCUAGUGAGCUUUUUAAUGUUAUAAAACCUUAUAUCAUUGAUACAAAGCUGGUAUGGUUCCUUGUCAAUCAUUUUUUUGAUAGUGAAGUGUAUCCAAGCUGCUCCUUUAUUUCUAAAGAAUCUUUUAAAAGUUGUUUGAUAAAUUAUAUAGGACCUGAAUCAUUUCCUGCUGUAAGGUAUAAGGUUGAUACUCCAUUUGAUCAUAUAUUCUUGGGUACGUUGUUAGUUAUCAUGAGAAUAUCAUCAGCUUCAUUUUAUAAUUGUGGCUAUUCAACAGAUUUUGAGCAUAAUACCAUAGGACCUGAAGUUGUUGCUUUAGCUAGGAGAUGUUACGAUAUUACCAAGUCACAAUAUCUUAGUUGCAGAUUAGAAAUGUUACAACUCUUACUUAUUAUAAAUUAUUACGACAAUAAUGCACCUGAAGAAGUAACUUCUCUUGAAAGUCAUGAAACUGAAGGUGUUGCUAUAGUUGCUUAUAGGAUAGCCAUGGGUCUUGGACUUAAUUUGGAAUGUGAAACUGAACAUCUCAAAAGAUUAUGGUAUCACAUAGUUCAAUUAGACACUGAGCAAUUUGUUAGAAAUGGAGCUUCGGAUUUUUUCAUUCGUGAUGAAUCAUACACAACUACUUUUCCCAAAAUUAAGGAUAUAUCCACUGAUGUUACAGUGGAAAGAUUUAAAGUUAGAACUUUGUUAAAAUCAAUUGCUUUAAGAAUUACUAAUGUUAGAGAAACAUUAUCUAUCAGUAUACUUGAAUCAUUGAUUAGACCACUAGAGGUUUACUUGGAAGACGUUUCAUUAGAUUCAAUAUUUAAAACUCCCAAUAAGGCAUUGAAAGCUGCACAAUUCUUGAACUUUAUGGAAAUUUCAAGUGUAAUUUAUAUGGUCACAUAUCAUAUUUGUAUUCAUUUAACAGGAAUUGACAGUGAAAGAGCCAUCAAUAAAAUGUUCCAACUAUUAUCCAUAUCUAAUAAGAUCAUCCCGGUAACUCAUUUCUUAAACUCAAGUAAAGAACAUCAAUUUAAUUUACAACAACAGUUUGGUUAUAGUUUUAAUAUUAUCCCAAAAAUUUUACAAACAUUACAUAAAUUUUCACAGUUGCAAAUUUCAUUGACAGGAAGAGCAAACUUCUUCUUAAUUAUGAAUAAUGAUGUUGAUACUUUGAAUUUCAAAGAGAUGAAAAGAAUAGCAUAUCAAAACUCCAAAAUGAUAAUUCGGAAUUUUAGUAGAAUCGAUACAGAAUAUUUUUUCUCCAAAAGAAUAUAUAAGAUUCAAACUUUAAUAUUUUUUAACUGUUUUGGUACUACUUAUGAUUCAUCAGUAUCACAAACUUAUUUGGAUUUAUUGAGAAAUGAACCACAAAUUGUUGAUUCUAAAGUUUUCGGUGAAUUAGUUGAAUUGAAUAAAUCAGAUAUUAAUAAUGACCAAUCAUCAAAAGAAAAUGAAGUCUCUGAUAUUUUAAAUUUACAAAUAGAUCAACAAAUAAUUGAAGAAUUAGGAAAUAUUUUAGAAACAGAUUCCUUUUUAACUAAUAGUGAUUCAUUAAUACUUUAA
Hansenula ciferrii is the source of this 1890-nucleotide messenger RNA. Its product is annotated as Zn(II)2Cys6 transcription factor. The record is from RefSeq and is a predicted model, not a curated record. Gene Ontology annotation, cellular component: nucleus. The transcript has a single exon. Gene Ontology annotation, biological process: regulation of DNA-templated transcription. NCBI's taxonomy places the organism in Eukaryota, Fungi, Ascomycota, Saccharomycetes, Phaffomycetales, Wickerhamomycetaceae. Gene Ontology annotation, molecular function: DNA-binding transcription factor activity, RNA polymerase II-specific; zinc ion binding. The coding region runs from base 1 to 1890 and encodes 629 amino acids.